Messenger RNA from Eutrema salsugineum, 912 nucleotides. RefSeq names its product putative inactive histone-lysine N-methyltransferase family member SUVH10. The record is from RefSeq and is a predicted model, not a curated record. The transcript has 2 exons. Bases 1 to 912 code for a protein of 303 amino acids. Gene Ontology annotation, molecular function: protein binding. Lineage: Eukaryota; Viridiplantae; Streptophyta; Magnoliopsida; Brassicales; Brassicaceae.
AUGGAACUUGUGGGGCUACAUGCAGUCCCCAUUUGUACUGACUUCAUGAAAUUUAAAGACAGCGGAGAGGAUAAAAGAUUAGCUAUUAGUGUUGUCUCUGCGGGAAAGAAUGCUGACGAAGCUCAAGAUCCCGAUAGCUUGAUCUAUACAGGGUUUGGUGGUCAAGAAUCUGAUCAGAAGCUUAAUAGGAUGAAUCUUUCGUUAGAGGAAGCUCUGAAAAUAAAAAGUGUUUUGAGGGUUAUUAGAGCCGUGGAAGAUGAAAAAAGGAAGCAUGGGAACAUAUACAUAUACGAUGGGCUUUAUUCCAUCACAGAUAUGUGGGAAGAGAAAAGUGCAAAUGGUUUCAAGGUAUUCAAAUUCAGAUUUGUGAGGCAGCCUGAUCAAAAACCUGCCUUUGGAGUGUGGAAAUCAAUAGAGCAAUGGAAGGAAGGGUUGAUUACAAGACCAGGUCUUGUUCUUCAAGAUCUCUCUUCUGGAGCUGAGAAUCUAAAGGUUUCUCUGGUGAAUGAAGUUGAUGAUGAGAAGGGUCCUUCCUCUUUUAGUUAUAUCGCUUCCCUAAAGCACUCAGUCAUUGAUGUUCCACCUAUGGUUGAUUUAUGCACUUGUCGACCUAAAUCAUGUUGUUCCGGAGAUGAUUUCUCUGAGGUGAUUGGUUCUUUUACUGCAUUUGUGAUAAGUGCAAAGAAAUCAGGGAAUGUGGCUCGUUUUAUGAACCAUAGUUGCUCUCCCAACGUUAUGUGGCAACCAAUUUCUCGUGAACAAAAGGGUCUAUGGUGUAUUCACAUUGGAUUUUUCGCUAUUAAGCAUAUUCCUCCAUUAACGGAGUUAACGUAUGAUUAUGGAGCAUUUAGAGGAUAUGGUAAGAAGAAAACUUGUCUAUGUAGAUCAAAGAAAUGCAGUGGCUCAUUUUGA